AUGGUACUACAGUAUGAUGAGAGCGUUCGCAACCUGCUGUAUCGGAGAUCAUGCCAAUACACGCAGGGCGAGCGCUCUGGAGGCCACGUCGAAGAGGCCGCCGACCUCGUCGAGAGGGUGAAGAACUUCGCGAAGCGGUAUCCUGGUAGUAGGACAGCUCAUGCUUGCAGAGCUGAGGGGGGAUGCACCCCCGACGCUAUCGCUGAAGCCAUCCGCUCAACAUGUCGGCAGGCGAGACGCGACCUGUUUGAAGACUCUCUGAGGGAAUGGAGCUCAGAGUCGAGAGCAUGGUUUAUACAACAGAUGGAGGAGGCCAAGAAGCAGAAUGUCGAGACAUACAUCGGCACAGAAGGCACCGAGGGGACCUCCUUCAUCUCCAUGACUCUCCUGGGCAUCUCCUCGAUGUAUGUUCGACAAGAAGACAAGUUGAAAUCGAAGCUUAUGGAACUGGGUCUCAUGGUAGACUCAGUCGAUGGAGUCGACAAGGCCAUCAUGUGGAAAGCACCUUACAGACCUGAGAUAGCACGAGCAGACGACAUCUCAGUCACCGUCUCCUUCCUUCGGAAUGAAGCAGCCAUGGAGCUAUGGGAAGGCAGGAGAGAAUACUGCAUAGACGGCAGAUCGUUCAGAGCCACAGAGGUGAGCAUUGCACAUGACCGGUCCUUCAAGCUUCGAGCCAAGCGAGGACCUUGGGGCAAGGGAGGGAGCCUUGCCGAGCUAUCACAGCUCUUAGCUCUUGGAGGAAUGUCGACGGCCGACAUAGCUCAGAUCUAUCGAUUUCAGCUGCUCUCGCAAUCUCUUGCAGCCGCAGAGGUACAACCACUUGCGGGCAUGCUCGUGCAGGGUCCUGGGCAGAGAGGUCGCAAGGGGCCGAGCCCGAAGACGUAUGUUGCUGUUGGGGCAAGUACUGGCACUCUCCAGCAAAAAGAGCUGGAGUGGGUGCUCAGCUCGCCUUCGACGGCAAGUUGCGAGCAGACCUUGGCCUCGUUCAGAGAGAGCGAGGCGAUGGAGGGGGUACAUCUCACUCUCAUCAGCGACGACGCCAAGCUCAGAGAGACGUUUGCAGUCGAGCUCACAGCCGACACCUUCGUUCCUAGGGGAAAGAUCGCUAAGCAAAGGAGGGCACUCCGCGAGAGAGAUCAUGCGGGGCGCAGCAGCUUCAGAGUACAGAUCAAGUCGAGGUCAAGCAUGAGCACAGGCCGCUUCUCGAGGAAGGAGAUGGAAGCGCUGUGCGGAGGAGGUAACACAUCGAUCACGAGAGUCAAGCGAGCCAUGUUGGAGUUAGCAAGAAGGAUAGGCGUGACGCUGGUCAGCGUCGAGGUCGAGGAGGAUCGUGACACGCUCAGCUGGGAUGGGAGCCUGAUAGCUCUCUCCCUGGCGACCAAGGCAGAGGCUCGACGCUUGAUGGAAGACAUGCCCUUCUACUUGGAAGGGAUCCUGGAAGUCAAGCUCGAAGCGGGGGUACCAGUCCAAUAA
This is a messenger RNA of Guillardia theta CCMP2712, 1476 nucleotides long. RefSeq lists its product as hypothetical. Lineage: Eukaryota; Cryptophyceae; Pyrenomonadales; Geminigeraceae. The record is from RefSeq and is a predicted model, not a curated record. The transcript is spliced from 2 exons. The coding region runs from base 1 to 1476 and encodes 491 amino acids.